AAGGAGCUGGGAGAGCAAGCAGCACAUGGAUUAAUUAAUGGGCGCUGAGUUUAUGGAGCUACCAUUUUAUGGCCUGCUCUUCCCACAGCUCCUAAGAAGAAAAAGGGGUCCCUGAAUUUAAGAAGAUGCCUCGAACUAAGCAAAUUCAUCCCAGAAAUCUACGAGACAAAAUUGAAGAAGCACAAAAAGAACUCAGUGGGGCAGAAGUGUCAAAGAAAGAGAUCUUAGAGGCUGGAACAAAAGGAACUUCAGAAUCCCUUAAAGGUGUGAAACGGAAAAAGAUUGUAGCUGAGAAUCACCUGAAAAAAAUACCCAAGUCUCCACUGAGAAAUCCUCUUCAGGCAAAACACAAACAGAAUGCAGAAGAGCCAUUUUUCCCAGUUCUUCAGAGAGCUGCGGAGCCUGCCAAGCACCAGCACCGCAGCCCUGUGAGAAAUGGAAAGCAGUCGACCAGACACAAUGGAGAGGCCCCGGGGAUAACUGCUGAGGCCUCUAAGUUGGAAGAAUCCCUGUCCUCAAAGAAGCCACUAUUUCUGCAGCACCCAUCAGAACUACGUCGCUGGCGAUCAGAAGGCUCAGAGCCCUCCCAAUUAAAUUUUCUUGAUGGCAAAUGUGACUCGUUGUGUAGCAAAACCAGGACUGACCACAGUGAAUGUAUCUCCUCCAAUGGUCGGACUCCUUCCUCUCCAUAUGCCAGCACCGCAUUUGAUGUCUUACUGAAAGCGAUGGAGCCAGAACUGAGCACCUUGUCACAGAAGGGAUCCUCUGAUGCAGUCAGCGUAGAAAAACUGAGACCAAAUAAGGCUGCACCACCCCCUUCACACUUGCAAAACUGCUCAGUAGAGGCCCCCAGCCAGACAUCCCAAGAAUUUGUCACCCAGUCCCCGUCUUCUUCCAGUACCUCAUACGCCAUCCAAGUGCCUGCAGCUCCAAAGAAGGAGCCAGCAGCAGCACAACCCAUUCCACACACAUAUAAUCAGCUUGAACACUUGGUCUUGAAACCCAACCAACUCACUCAACAGCUUCCAUUGUGUUCAGGCUUCACCAGGUCGCUGACAAAUGUGCAAAAUCACGAGACUGCCAAGCUGGAACAAGUGUGUAAUAUAGUAGUGACCUCUUCAGUAGGUCUGACUCCACCUCCCACUAGAACUCAGGUUAUCCCUCAAAACCAGCAAAUGGAUUCUGUUUCCCCUAUGUCCAUAAGUCCCACUCAUGUGACACAGUCACCCCCCGCACCAGUUUAUAACUCAACCCCCGUCACCUCUGUUGUCAACCACAGCGUAGAGCAAAUGUGCAAUCUUCUUCUGAAAGAUCAGAAGCCCAAGAAGCAAGGAAAAUACAUUUGUGAGUAUUGCAAUCGAGCUUGUGCAAAGCCUAGUGUGCUUUUAAAACACAUCCGCUCCCACACCGGCGAGCGGCCCUACCCCUGUGUGACCUGUGGAUUUUCCUUUAAGACUAAAAGUAAUCUGUACAAGCACAAAAAAUCUCACGCCCAUACGAUCAAACUGGGUCUCGUCUUGCAACCAGACUCGGGUGGCUUGUUUCUGGCCCACGAGUCUACCAAAGCACUUAGCAUCCACUCAGAUGUCGAAGACAGUGGGGAAAGUGACGAUGAUGCCACUGUGGAUGAGAGACAGAAUGACUCGGGCUCCAUGGAUUUGCAGCCCACGCAGGUCACCAAAACAGCCUCAAGUUCCGAAGCGUUACUCAAAUCAGCCCCAGUUCUGAGCCAUCCAGAGCAGGCGGUUGGUGACAUUUUGCCGCAGGACAGGUCUUCAGAAUCCCAACUGGUGACAGAACUGCCAAAAGUGGUGGUCCACCCUGUCAACCUGUCCCCAUUAAGAGGUGAGAGCCCCAAGGUUCUGGACUCAAAGGCUGAUGUUUCCUGUGCAAAACCCAAGGACCUCCAGGUAACCAGUGCAUUGUCACAUCCACCCUGGGUGUCCUCCCUGGAAAUCAGUGAGAAGUGUCAUCAGGCAAGAGACGCGAGCCAGACAAAAGGAAAGCCAGAGUCGCAUAUAGGAACAGCACAUGCCCAGUUGCAAAGGCAGCAGGCAACAGAUUACUCCCAGGAGCAACAAGGGAAACUUCUGAGCCCCCGAAGUUUGGGAAGUACAGAUUCGGGCUACUUUUCCCGUUCCGAAAGUGCAGAUCAGACAGCUAGUCCACCGACACCCUUUGCCAAAUCGUUACCAAUCCCAGACCACGACUCAAGUAAGCAUAACGGGCCCCCUACACCUCGUCUCAACACACCAGCACUUCCUAUCCUGCCAGCGGGGGACAAAGCAUUGCAACCAGGUCAGAUGCGUCCCCCUUUGGCCACCAAAACUCUGGAGGAACGAAUCUCGAAGCUCAUCUCGGACAAUGAAGCCUUGGUAGACGAUAAGCAGCUAGAUAGUGUAAAGCCACGGAGAACCUCUCUUUCCCGACGAGGAAGCAUCGAUUCGCCCAAAUCAUACAUAUUUAAAGAUUCUUUCCAAUUCGACUUAAAACCCAUGGGUCGGAGAACCAGCUCAAGCUCUGACAUACCAAAGUCCCCUUUUACCCCUACUGAAAAAUCGAAGCAAGUAUUUCUUCUCUCUGUUCCUUCCCUUGAUUGUUUGCCUAUCACCAGAAGUAAUUCCAUGCCCACCACUGGUUACUCAGCAGUCCCUGCAAACAUAAUACCUCCGCCACAUCCGCUGAGGGGAAGUCAGUCCUUUGAUGACAAAAUUGGAGCCCUCUAUGAUGAUGUCUUUGUGUCAGGACCUAACACUUCUGUGCCCCAAAGUGGACAUCCCCGGACCCUGGUUAGACAGGCUGCCGUGGAGGACUCUUCCGCAAACGAAAAUCAUAUUCUUGGUACGAGCCAGUCCUUGGACGAGAGCUACCAGGGCUGUGGGGCCACCAGUGAAGUCAUCUCUGCCAGGAACAAGGCCUCAGCGCCUGGACAUUUGGAAAAAAAGAAGUCCCACCAAGGGCGCGGAACAAUGUUUGAGUGUGAAACUUGUAGAAACCGGUAUAGAAAACUGGAAAAUUUUGAGAACCACAAGAAAUUUUAUUGUUCAGAGUUGCACGGACCUAAAACCAAAGUCACCAUGAGAGAACCCGAACACAGCCCUGGUCUGAGUGGCACACAGCCUCAAAUCCUACACUACAGAGUAGCUGGUUCCAUGGGGGUCUGGGAACAGACACCCCAGAUCAGAAAAAGGCGGAAGAUGAAAAGUGUGGGGGAUGAUGAUGAGCUUCAACAAAAUGAAAGUGGAUCUUCUCCUAAAAACUCUGAGGGGCUUCAAUUUCCAAAUAAUGGAGGCUCAGCUUCUGUUUUGCCAAGGCAUAAUGUUUCUGUAACAAACGACCAGCAGCAGAGAAACAUCCAGUUGCAAAGUUCCCAAAUGCAGCUUGUUGCCAGGGGUCCCGACCAGAGCAUUGAUCCCAAGUUGUCUACCAUCUUGGAGCAGCAGGUCAAUGCAGCAGCCACCCCAGAGAAAGUCGAGUUGAAAAGACACGGAGCUGGGAUCUCAGUCAUCCAGCAUACCAACUCACUAAGUAGACCCAAUUCCUUCGAAAAGCUUGAGUCUUUCGAAAGGGGUUCCCCUGUUUCAUUCCAGGAACUGAGCAAGACAGUCAAGCUUGGGACUCUGAAAGGAACAGGAGUAGCCCAAGAAGAAGGGCGCACUUGUCGGAAUGUGCCUUCUGCUCCCCAGCUCACUCACUCAGAUGCCCUUAAAGCAGACCUUCAGGAAGGCCCAAGAAAGAUUUCAAAUGAACGGCACAUUUUAGGGCAGUCCUCGAGGCUCGUUCGGCAGCACAAUAUUCAAGUCCCGGAAAUUCUGGUCACAGAAGAACCAGACCGGGACCUGGAAAUCCAAGGCCAUGAUCACGAAAAAUCAGACAAAUUCAGUUGGCCCCAGCGUAGUGAGACCUUGUCCAAACUGCCAACAGAGAAGCUGCCGCCCAAAAAGAAAAGACUUCGUCUUGCUGAGAUAGAGCAUUCCUCAACUGAAUCGAGUUUUGAUUCCACUCUCUCCAGGAGUCUAAGUAGGGAGAGUUCUCUGUCACACACUUCAAGUUUCUCAGCUUCAUUGGACAUAGAGGACGUUUCUAAAUCUGAGGCUUCCCCCAAAAUUGAUUUUCUAAAUAAAGCCGACUUUCUCAUGAUGCCAGCAGGCUCUAAUACACUUAAUGUUCCUGCAACUCCCAGGGAAAUGAGGCGUGCUGCAUCCGAACAGAUUAAUUGCAUGCAGACUUCCAUGGAGGUCUCUGAUUUCAGAAGCAAAUCUUUUGACUGUGGAAGCAUAACUCCAUCUCAGAAAGCCCCACUCGUUGAAAUGCAACCCCCAACAUCUCCUUCUGGCCUUGGUGGACCUGGGCACGUGCCUCUCUUAGAGAGAAGGAGGGGCCCACUGAUUCGGCAGAUAUCUUUAAGCAUAGCUCCAGAGAGUACUCUGUCUCCUGCGAACCCAUCGUCUUUCCAAAUGGUCACUCUUCCCAGACUGAAUGUUGGACCACAGCUGGCCAACACAUCUCUAGCUGAAUUUCCAGCAAAAGCUUUGUACUCCCAAACUCAAGUUAAAGAUCUACAAGCCGAAAUUUCAAAUUCCAGCGCCACUAACAUAUUUCCUGUCCAACAACUUUUGGGUAUAAAUUUGUUAAAUCCAAUCCAUGCUCCUGUUAGCCACAAAAAUGUUCCAGUGUCUACACAGAGUGUCAAGCAAGAUUCAGGGCCCAGUUUAUGUGUACCUUCUAAAGAUGAGGGUUGCUUUGCUCCCAAAUAUCAACUUCAAUGUCAGGUGUUCACUGCCAGUCAGUCUUGCUCUUCUGUACAGUCUUUGCCAAAGCCAAUUCUUGCAGAUCCUGUUCAGGCCAACCAUCAAGCGACCCCACUAGCAUUACCACCCAAAUUAGUAGUUACCAUGUCCAGUUCAUGCCCUCUGCCACCACUGACGCUUGGGCCAUUCAGUGGUCAGGUGCAGAAGGUGCCACCAUCAUUCACGCCACCUGUGCAUCUGCAGAGUAAUGUUCCAGCUUACUCUUUGGCCACCGUCACACCGCUGCCACAAAUUCUAGUCACCCAAGACCUAUCCAGUCAGCCUCUUUGCCAGGCUAGUCAGAGUAUCGUGCCAAUUGGUGAACAAAAUCCCAUGCCAAAAUCACAGAAAGAUCAUCUGAAUGCUUUGCCAAAUCCGAAGGAAGACCUUGUUUGCAAUAAUGUCUUUUCAGAGAUGGACUCAAAUUCUUCUCUGUCACAACCUAUGCCCCCAGCUCAGAAAAUGUCUGUCGGUAGACUUUCCCCACAACAAGAAUCUUCUGCUUCGAGUAAAAGGAUGCUUUCUCCAGCAAAUAGUCUAGACAUUGCCAUGGAAAAGCACCAAAAACGCGCUAAAGAUGAAAAUGGAGCUGUAUGUGCAACAGAGACUAGACCAUUAGAAUCGUUGAGUUCCAAAGUGAAUGAAGUUAAACACAAGAAACCUGUCUUAGUGAGGCAAGUUUGUACUACGGAGCCCCUUGAAGGUGUGAUACUGGAACAGGAUGUGUUUUACCAGACUGAAAUUGGUAGUAAAUCUAGUAACUUGGCGAAUGUUUUACCAGCCGAUAAUUUAUCAUCCAGGCACUCGAAGACCUUAACUGUAGAACCCAUAAAAGAACUGCAAGAGACUGAAAGUCUGAAGUCAUCCCCAUCACUCGCCCUGACGGUUAAAACCUCACCUGUCCUUUCAGAAAGUACUCAUGCUUCCCCUUUGGAAUGUCUCGACAAUAACCAAGAAAGGAUUAAAAAUCAAGGCAACAAAGUGAAUAUUCACGAGCAAAGUCAACUGCCAAGUACCAUGCUCUCAGUGGUUGAGGCUGGAGACACGCGGCAGCUCUCUUUCCCCAGCUUGAAGACGACCACCAGCUUUACUUGGUGUUAUCUGUUACGACAGAAGGCCUUGCAUCAGCUGCAGAGUGACCAGAAAACAUCGGCCUAUGCAGACUGGACAGUCAGCAAUAGUAAUCCAAAUCCCCUCGGCUUGCCUACAAAAGUUGCUCUUUCUCUUCUUAAUUCCAAACAGAAGAUGGGAAAAUCACUGUAUUGUCAAGCAAUAACCACCCAUUCCAAGUCAGAUUUAUUGGUCUAUUCAAGCAAGUGGAAAAGCAACUUAAGCAAGAGAGCAUUAGGUAAUCAAAAGUCCACAGUAGUUGAAUUCAGCAAUAAAGAUGCCUCUGAAAUUAACAGUGAGCAAGAUAAAGAAAAUUCCUUAAUCAAAAGUGAACCAAGAAGAAUUAAAAUAUUUGAUGGAGGAUAUAAAUCAAAUGAAGAGUAUGUCUAUGUCCGAGGCAGGGGAAGAGGAAAGUACAUCUGCGAAGAAUGUGGAAUCCGUUGUAAGAAGCCUAGUAUGCUAAAGAAGCACAUACGAACCCAUACUGAUGUGCGCCCCUACCAUUGCACAUACUGCAACUUCUCCUUUAAGACUAAAGGAAAUCUGACAAAACAUAUGAAGUCCAAGACACAUAGCAAGAAAUGUGUGGAUUUAGGCAUCUCAGUAGGUUUAAUAGACGAACAAGAUGCAGAAGAAUCAGAUGAAAAGCAGAGAUUCAGUUAUGAGAGGGCUGGAUAUGAUCCUGAAGAAUCCGAUGGCCCAGAUGAGGAUGAUAAUGAAAACGAUGACGAUGAUGAAGAUAGCCAGGCAGAGUCUGUCCUGUCGGCUGCUCCUUCCGUCACAGCCAGCCCACAGCACCUCCCAUCUCGAGGUAGCCAGCAGGACUCUGUGAGCACUGAUGAAGACACCAGGAUCAGUGAUUGCUUUUCCGGGGUGCAUGCAGACCCCAUGGAUGUUCUACCUCGAGCACUGCCUACCAAGAUGACUGUGCUGAGCACGGUGCGGUCCGACUACAGCCGGAACUCUGAGUCUCCGAUGCAGAGCCAGCAGCAGGUGGCAAAAGAUGCAAAUAGUGUGCAGCCUCCUUCAGAAGAUGCACUCCAGUCCCCACCGGCAACACCCAGGUCCCCUUGUCAUCCAAUGUGUGUGGACUACCCUGAGUCAGACGAUCUAAAAACCUCAGAGGCAGGAAAAGCUGUUGCUUUCACACAGGGCACCACCUUGCUGCAACUUCCCCCGGUGACCGAGCAGGGCCCUCCUGCAGCACCUUUGGGAGCCUCCCCACAGCAGGAUCCUCCAGAACAGACACAGCCCCCCUUAACUCUGCAGCCGGCGCUUGGCCUACCCGCUCCCCAGACCCACCUAUUCAGCCACCUUCCCCUUCAUUCCCAGCAGCCGUCCAGGACGCCCUACAACAUGGUACCUGUCGGAGGCAUCCAGGUGGUCCCUGCCGGCCUCACCUACUCCACAUUUGUUCCCAUCCAAGCGGGGCCAGUGCAGCUCACGAUUCCAGCUGUCAACGUGAUCCACACCACUGUGGGUGCUCCGGGGGACCCCAUCCCCAAAGCCUCUGGCACAACCAGUGGCCCCGGAGUGCCUGAGCUGAGUGGCAUGGUGCCCUGCAUCCCCAUCGGCCAAAUCCAGGUGCCUGGCCUCCCAAAUCUCAGCACACCUGCCCUCCAGCCUCUUCCAUCCCUGAGCAUGGAGACGGUCAACAUCUUGGGCCUAGCCAAUGCCAAUCUCACCCCCCAAGUGCACCCACCCGGGCUGGCCCUCAAUGCAGUAGGGCUGCAGGUGGUGGCUGCAAAUCCGUCCUCCCCCCGGAGCACUCCCAACCUGCAGACACACGCACCCCCGGGCCUGCAGAUCUUGAACAUCGCCUUGCCCGCCCUGAUCCCUUCUGUGAGCCAAGUGGCCCUGGAUGCACCCGGAGCCCCCGACACACCAGCUGCUCCAAGCCGUGCUCCCCCACGUGUGCUUCCCACCCAGCAGACUCCUCCUGGAGCCAGUCCCAAGGCCCCGGGGAGCAGGACCGCAUCUCCUCAGGGCUCCCCUCAAGUGCAGCAAGAAAAUGCAAACCGCACUGCUGCUCCAAAUCCACCUGCUCCUGCCAGAGACCAUGCCAGGCCCGAUGGCCCAAGUCACAGGGACACCACCACCACCGGGAAGGCCGCCUUAGUAGAUUCCACCCAGCUCAAGCAGGACCUGAAGUCCACGCAGGCCAAGCCCGGGGCCCCAUCGGAACCCCUGCACAAGGCCAGGUCAGAGGCUUUUCUAGAGCCCCGGGGCCAGCAGACUCUGUCCCCCAAAAGACGGGGACCCCGGGGGCAACCCAUGACCCAGUUCAGCGACGUUAGUAGUGAUGACGAUGAAGACAGGCUUGUAAUUGCAACUUAGUAUGGGGUUUGUUUUUUUGUUUGUUUGUUUUUUAAUUUUGAGGGUCUUUGGGGAAUAUUUUUGGUUGUUUUUUUUAUAUAUGUCUAUAUAUAAAACACUUAAAAGGUUUCUUUGAAACCCCUCCUUUCCUUAAAGCACAGUUUUCUGACAUAAACUCAUGACUAAUCUUUGUGCAAUCAUGAACUUUUUUGACCAAUAAUUGUUGUUUUGUGUCAGCUCCAGCCAUUUUUUUGUACAUGUUGUAUAGACAAAUUGUGCCUUUUAGGAGUUUUCUGUUUAGAAAUUGUACAGAUUGUUGAAUAUCUCUAUACAUAAAAUAUAUAUUAUAUAUGUAUAUGAAAACCAGGUAGUUUAUUUGUGUUGAGUAAGAGAACCCUGUCAAAUAAAUCAGAUGAUUAAAUUAUAUGUUGCACUGUUUAAAAUAUAAAUUUUUAUGGCUGUCGGGCAGUUUCUGUGUAAAAAAAAAUUAGUCUGUAAACUCCAUAUUUAUUGUACUCAUAUUAGUCUUUGCAAAUGGGUCUGUCCUUCUUGUGUAAGACAGUAACUUUACACUUCAGACAGAUUUUCUGUGUUCUGAAAUGUUUCAGUAAAAUCCUGUUUACUGA
Molecule: messenger RNA, 8842 nt
Organism: Suncus etruscus (white-toothed pygmy shrew)
Lineage: Eukaryota; Metazoa; Chordata; Mammalia; Eulipotyphla; Soricidae
Gene: HIVEP1
Product: HIVEP zinc finger 1
Exons: 9
Coding region: 126-8237 (2703 amino acids)
Biological process (GO): regulation of transcription by RNA polymerase II
Cellular component (GO): nucleus
Molecular function (GO): RNA polymerase II cis-regulatory region sequence-specific DNA binding; DNA-binding transcription factor activity, RNA polymerase II-specific
Source: RefSeq, a predicted model, not a curated record